Lactuca saligna is the source of this 783-nucleotide messenger RNA. NCBI's taxonomy places the organism in Eukaryota, Viridiplantae, Streptophyta, Magnoliopsida, Asterales, Asteraceae. The record is from the annotation of a GenBank genome assembly.
AUGACUUUAGAACAAGCAAGGGAACCAGAACACAGAAUCGUGGAACCUGGACGUAGGCCUAGCAUUAUGGCCCGAAGAACUCAACGGACCAACCCACUCGAGGAUGUGAGCAAUCACCAUUUCUUACAAUUUCCGCAAACGCUGAGCGAUGCAACCCGGGCACAUUAUGUCAACAGUUUGAGUUUGCUGCUCACCAAGGAGAUGGACAUAGUACCCUCAUUUGACUGGGACUUGGCGACCCGGACUGGACUUGCUGCACUGAUCCAGGAUUUUUUGCAAUACACGCACUCGGACGCGAGUGGAGUGGAUUUGUUCAUGUGUCAGGGAUGGGCACGAUUGUUCAGGAUCCAGGAGCCUAUUUAUUGGGAAUUUUUGUUGGAGUUCUACGCUACAGUUUCCUAUGAUCCUAGGAAGGCACCCGAUGAUAGGACAACUUUUGCCUUCAGACUGAGGGGAGUGAGCCGGGAGUGCAGUGUCGUAGAGCUUGCGACUCGAGUGGGUAUAUACACAGCAAAUAAGAAGAGGAGUGUCCAUUGCCCGGCAUGCCUUGCUGAUUGUCUUACGGAGCGGCCAGAUGAAUAUAACGAGAACACUUUUUGGGCCGAGAUUACAGAGGGAGUUUAUACGCCAUCUACUGCACGAGGGAGGAUGAUUCGGUCUACUACUUACAGAUUGCUGCACCGUUUGAUUUCUAUGACUCUCACGCAUCACAAGAACAAAGCAGCAAUUCCAGUUUUCAGUCUUUUAGCGAUAUUUGGAGCAACUUGUAGCAGCCCCAUUUGA